AUGUGGUUUACAACAGGGAAGUGAAUGGCAGCAAAGUCCCAGCCUCCAGCCGUCCCCAGCCUGCAACACAGCCUCUCACCCCCUGUCUCCCCUCUCCCCUGUUCCCCUCUACACCAGCUGCAAUUGAACCAGCACCCAGCAUUGUGUGUAUGUGUAUAUGUGUGUGUAUAUAAGGUGGAGCACAAAUUUGCUCUUGAGAAAUUGCUGAAGGAGACAAGCUUUCUAAAAAAAAACCCCACCACCAACAGCAGCGAACAGAGACGUGAAGACGUUGCUCUCUCUCGCUGUCCGCCCUGACCCAGCCGCCAUGUUGACUCUCAGGCGACCAGCCACCGUGUUGAACUCGGCACCGGUCAAGCCCUUCACCAGCCUGUAUUCUCACUGCGUGAAGUCGGCCUGCUUUACCAGCCGGGCUCCAGGAUGGCAGGAGGGCAGGAGACUGGACGAGUGGUGCCAGCGGGCUGGCAGUGCCCUGCGCUGGGCUCUGGGCUGCCUGCGAGGGGAGGUGAGGAACGGGGUGAGCGGGAGGAGCAGAAUGGUGACUAUAUUGGCCAGUCAGUGUAGCUACGUGACGGGGCUGAGGCUGAGGCGAGCGCAGCAGAUCGCCCAGCUCUACAGUAACAUCUACUCCGAGAAGUCACGGAGGAGCCUCCUCUCCAGCCUGUGGCGUAGGUUUCACAGCCGACACUCGGGCUCCUGUAAGCUGGUGGCUGCCUUCGCCGCCGUCUUCAUGUGGGACGAAGAGAGGAUCCGCGACGAGGAGCUCAACAAGUGUGUGGAUGAGUUUAAGGACCUGAAUGAGUUGCUGACAGAGAAGCCGGCAGCGAGUGAGGCCGUGACCUGCUGCCCCGACCACAGCUGGGAGCUGGUGAUGGACAGAGCAGCCUUCAGGCUGUGGCGCAGACCGAUCCAGGGCAGCCACCUGUACCAGUACCGAGUGUUUGGGACGUACAGUGACGUGACCCCUCGACAGUUCUUCAAUGUGCAGCUGGACACCGAGUACAGGAAGAAAUGGGACGAGCUGGUGAUCAAGCUGGAGGUAAUUGAGAAGGACGAGGUCAGCGGCUCUGAGAUUGUUCAUUGGGUCACACACUUCCCGUACCCCAUGUAUUCCCGGGAUUACGUGUAUAUCCGUCGUCACCACGUGGAUCACAGUAACCGCCUGAUGGUGCUGGUGUCCAGAGCUGUAGAACACCCGAAUGCCCCGGAAUCCCGCACUUACGUGCGAGUGAAAAGCUACGAAUCGCAGAUGAUCAUCCGGCCUCACAGAUCCUUCGAUGAGAACGGCUUUGACUACCUGCUGACGUACAGCGAUAAUCCAGAGUCAGCCUUCCCUCGCUACUGUGUCAGCUGGAUGGUGUCGAGCGGAAUGCCUGAUUUCCUGGAGAAAUUGCAUCAGGCAGCCGUGCGAGCCAGGAACCUGGAGAUCAAUGUGAAGGAUUACAUCGUGGCCAAAGUCCCUGAGACCCCGGAGAACAAGGUGGUGCAGAGCACGGAGCGGCCACAGGAGAACAGCAGCUCCCAGCAGAUGGAAUACGCAUAGCACCCCCCCCCCCCCACCACUGCCCACCUCUGACUGAGAAGCAACUUUUGAGGCACUUGUGUGAGAAACGUGACAAACAGGCAGCUUGGUCAAUCCUCCCAGACCCACCAGCCACCUCCUGACCCAAACCAGACCAAGCUUCACCGGCUCCACACACGGGACGGAUUGAGCUCCUGUGGCAUCAACAAAUGUUGCUGAGCAGUGACCUGGAGAGGGGAAGUAUUAAUAUUAUUGUUAUUAAUAAUGUAAAAAUGUUGAUGAAACUACAACUGUAGAUGGAGUGGGAAGGCAAGUCCUGCCUUUAAACAUCUCUCCAGAUCUAAAGUCUAAAACCUUACAGUUUUUUUUAACGUGUUGUUAAUGAAUGGUGUGUAUACACGGCUCAGCCUUUGUACCGUGUGGCUACUAACCCAAGCACUGGCACUCUAAAGCUGAAUAAACAGGCGC
Callorhinchus milii (elephant shark) is the source of this 1990-nucleotide messenger RNA. RefSeq names its product StAR related lipid transfer domain containing 7 (gene stard7). NCBI's taxonomy places the organism in Eukaryota, Metazoa, Chordata, Chondrichthyes, Chimaeriformes, Callorhinchidae. The record is from RefSeq and is marked provisional. Gene Ontology annotation, molecular function: lipid binding.